Messenger RNA from Acanthoscelides obtectus, 458 nucleotides. Lineage: Eukaryota; Metazoa; Arthropoda; Insecta; Coleoptera; Chrysomelidae. The record is from the annotation of a GenBank genome assembly.
AGCAUAGUUAUAGCUGUGUGCGGCCGGCGUACCGCCAAAGCUACCUACGACCCGAGUGAAAGUAAUAUUGGCUGGGUACCGCCGACCAAAACUCCGGUGGUCAGUACUGUCUGUCGUACCGCGCGAUCUAUCCGAGUUGCACGCGACGCUUCGACCUAACCCGCCACCAUCAGAGCGGUGUGCCGCGACUGGAGUUCUCUAAGGGAGUGCGCAUCAUGAAGAGUGGUACCUUUGAAAGGUGGUAUCUGCUCUUGGUGUUGACCGCGGCAGUGGACUGUUUGAAGGGUGGUACCAAGGGUGGAGGGUCCAGAUUGCCCAGGACCAGUGCGGGGCAGCUAGCGGCCGCGGCGGCUGCCCAAAACAAGACUGUUCAUGAGCUGAGAAAUGCUAAAAAUGCUACGCUUACCAGUACUGUUGGACCUCCUCCUGGUCGCAGAUCUAGCAGCAGAGAAAGGUAG